Monopterus albus (swamp eel) is the source of this 2909-nucleotide messenger RNA. It is a transcript of the gene immt, whose product is annotated as inner membrane protein, mitochondrial (mitofilin). The record is from RefSeq and is a predicted model, not a curated record. The coding region runs from base 161 to 2419 and encodes 752 amino acids. Lineage: Eukaryota; Metazoa; Chordata; Actinopteri; Synbranchiformes; Synbranchidae. Gene Ontology annotation, cellular component: MICOS complex. Gene Ontology annotation, biological process: cristae formation. The transcript has 14 exons.
AAUGCACCAAUUCGUUAUUUGCCAAUAAGCCUCAGAGGAAGAAGAAGGAGCAGCAAACGAAGAAGAAAUAAAAAAAAAAUCGAGAGGGGAUAAGGGAGUGGAAUACUUAUACUGUACAGGAUAAAUUUUGUAGGAUUUGAAAAUAAAGUGACCGAGGAACAUGCUGAGGGCUUGCUUGAGACGAGCUAAUACAACAGCCCGGAGCUGUCAGAGAACCUCUCCGAUAAAUCUGCAACACUGCCGGCACUACACAGCAGGAGGCUCCAGGGGUGCUGCUAAAGUGGUUGCUGUUGGCUUGGUGACAGUUGGUGGUGGCAUUGGAGGUACAAUACUCUAUGCCAAAUGGGACCAUAAAUUCAGAGCAGCCGUGGAGAACAGUGUUCCAUACUCAGCCUGGCUGUUGGAUCUGGCUUUGGGUCCUGUUUCUCAAGAUGGUGCUCUUGUGAAGAAGCAGACGGAGUUGGGUCAGCCUCCCUCUAUGAUGGAAAAAGAGAAAAAGCCAUCAAAAGCCAAAUCAGAGAAGAAGGUGAAGGAAGCUGCAGAGACUCCAACCAAAGAGAUCAGUCCUGUCCCAAAACAGCCUGCACAAAGCAUAGAGGAGGCUUCAGCACAUGCAACUCAUAUCAUCUCAGCCAUCAGUGAGGUGCAAUCAGUCCCAGCUCCUUGUGACACAGAGGCAGCACCAGCCAAAGAGGAACAGUGCAAAGACUGUAAUGAACAUAAGGAUACCCCAGUGACAGAAGCACUGAAAGAACGCCCAGUAGAAGAAGUGGCAGCCAGACUCGCUCAACAAGACCAAGAGGAAAAGAACACUGUGGCAUCUGUAUCAGACAACCUUGAAGACUCACUGGCCAAGUCAGCUAAGGCAACGCUGCAGGCCAUAGGAGCUCAGGAGGCAGCCCUGCAGGCUAUCAUAAGGCACACGUACAAACUGAAGGAGGCUAUGGAAGCAGAGGUUCCACCUCAGGAGAAGUCAGCCCAAUGGAAGGAUCUGCAAGCUGCUCUUGCUGAUAGAACCUGUGCUGUGAAUGAUGCUAGAACUGCUCUGUUGAAAGCCAAUGAAACCUUGGACAGUCUCAAGUCAGUGAUUCACAAAUCUAAAGGGCUGAAGGUUACUGGGAUUCGCCCACUCAUUUUAGCAGCAGAGGAGAAUCUCCAUAACAUGGUGGUUGACUUGGACAGAGUGGUCACUAAGGUAAAGUCUGCAGAGACAGAGGCUAAGAUAGUCUCCCAGUACGGUGAAUUGGUUAAUGAAGCUAAACAACAGUUCCAGAGAGAAGUAAGCAGCCUUACUCCAGAGAUCCAAGCCAACUGGAAGGGGCUCACUGGUAAACUGUCAGCAGAUGACCUGAACGCCCUGAUCGCUCAUGCACACCGUCGUAUUGACCAGCUGAACCGAGAGCUGGCUGAGCAGAGAGUCAGAGAACAGGUGCAUAUUGAAUCAGCCCUGGAGCAACAGAAACUGGAGGACCAGAAAGCCAUGGAAAAAGCUGUUAACACUGCCUUGCUCCACAUCAAGGAAGAAGGCCGGCUUGACCAGGAGAGAAAGCUGUCUGAGUUGAGGGAAGUGAUGGAAGCAGAGAUGAGAACUCAGCUCCGGCGUCAGGCAGCUGCUCACACAGACCACAUCCGAGAUGUUCUCAAGGUCCAGGAGCAGGAGCUGACAGCUGAAGCUGAGCAGGUCCUGAGCAGUAAGAUGUUGGAACAGGAGACCCGCUACCGUCAGCUGAGUCAGGAACAGCUGGAUAACUUUACUCUGGAUAUGAACUCUGCCUACGCAAGACUGAAGGGAAUGGAGGAGGCAAUAGAUGACCAUGUUGUAGCAGAGGAGGAGGCCCGUAAAGCUCACCGGCUCUGGCUCUCUGUGGAGGCUCUUAACUACAGUCUAAAGACUGCUGACAUUAAUUUGCCAACUGUGCCUCUAGAGAGCGCUGCUCAGGCUGUGCAGGAGAGCUGCCAUGGCAAUGACUUUGCUUUGGCUCUGGCAUCAGCUCUUCCAGAAGAAUCCCUAAAGCGGGGUGUGUACAGCGAGGCCUCUCUGCGUGCCCGCUUCAACUCCCUACGAUCGAUAGCCCGACAGGUUGCCCUCAUUGAUGAAUCACGCAACUCCUUGUACCAGUAUUUCUUGUCCUAUCUUCAAGCUGCAUUACUCUUUGAAGCUAAACAGAAAGCCCCUCCUGCCCAACUGAGCAGUGAGGAUCUAGACCCAUUUCAGCUUCUGUCAUAUGCUAGUUACUGCUUAGAGCAUGGUGAUCUGGAGUUGGCAGCUAAACUGGUUAACCAGCUGAGAGGAGAGGCCAGGAGAGUGGUAGAAGACUGGCUGACUGAAGCCAGACUCACACUGGAAACCAGGCAGAUCGUCAGUUUGUUGUCUGCUUAUGCAAAUGCUGUGGGGUUAGGAACCACCCAGGCUCCGUAGGCUGCUUUCUCAUUUAACCGGACAACCCUUAAAGGAACACUCCACCAAGCAUCUCUCUUUUGGGUAUCAACUAGUAGCCAACAGUAAAUGUGAAAGCCAGCUCAGAAGUUGUAGUGUGCAUCUUCAUGGAGGAAAGCAGCUGCUGGCAGCGUGGACUAACAACAGCAAGGGGGAUGGUGUCUGAUAUACAGAGAUUUUCAGUGGUGUAUUUCUUUAAGUUAACUGAACAUAACCAAAUGAUAAGAUGCGACAUACGUUUAUUUGUUUUAAAGCACUAAAUCACUGUAGAUGAUUUGUGAAAUGUAAUUGAUGCUUCCUCUCAAUCUAGUCUUGUCAAUUCAGGCCCGCAGGUUUGGUCCAGCUCUUUAUUUCUGGAUCAUUUAUUUUUUUUGGUGUAUUAUGGAAAAUUAAUCCUAUAAUUGAAUAUAUAAUGUCAUGCUGCAUUUUAGUUUUGUCAAUAUUGCACAUGUGACAAUAAAAACGAACAAGA